Messenger RNA from Bufo bufo (common toad), 3036 nucleotides. RefSeq names its product glutamate ionotropic receptor delta type subunit 2 (gene GRID2). The transcript has 16 exons. Gene Ontology annotation, cellular component: plasma membrane; postsynaptic membrane. The record is from RefSeq and is a predicted model, not a curated record. Gene Ontology annotation, molecular function: transmitter-gated monoatomic ion channel activity involved in regulation of postsynaptic membrane potential; glutamate-gated receptor activity. Lineage: Eukaryota; Metazoa; Chordata; Amphibia; Anura; Bufonidae. Bases 1 to 3036 code for a protein of 1011 amino acids. Gene Ontology annotation, biological process: synaptic transmission, glutamatergic; modulation of chemical synaptic transmission; monoatomic ion transport.
AUGGACAUUUUGCAUACUAUGAUCUGUCUGUCCGUCUUCUGGGUUUUAUCCUGGGACAGAACAAGAGCGGACUCCAGGUCAGAUUCAAUCAUCCACAUUGGGGCAAUUUUUGAUGACUCUGCUAGAAAAGAUUAUGACGUAUUUCGCAUGGCAGUCGAUGAUCUAAAUUUAAAUGAAGAUAUUUUGCAAACUGAAAAGAUCACAUUUACAGAAAAAUUUGUCGAUGGUAGUAAUCCUUUUGUGGUUGUCCAGGAAGCUUGUGACCUUAUGAACCAAGGCAUAUUGGCCCUUGUCAGCUCUAUCGGAUGUGCAUCAGCAGGGUCUUUGCAAGCUCUGGCAGAUGCUAUGCAUAUUCCUCAUCUUUUCAUGCAACGAUCUACAGCAAGGACGCCAAGAAGUAGUUGUGGACUCAACAGGGGCAACAGGAUUGAUGAUUAUACAUUGUCUGUCCGCCCCCCAGUCUUUCUGAAUGAUGUUAUCUUAAGAGUCGUCACGGAAUAUGCCUGGCAGAAAUUCAUCAUCUUCUACGACAACAACUAUGAUAUCCGUGGAAUACAAGAGUUUUUGGAUAGAGUAUCUCAGCAGGGAAUGGAUGUAGCUUUGCAGAAGGUGGAAAACAACAUUAAUAAGAUGAUCACGGGACUCUUUGCUACUAUGCGUAUUGAAGAGCUAAAUCGCUACAGGGACACACUAAGAAGAGCCAUUCUUGUUAUGAGUCCAACCACUGCCAAAUCCUUCAUUACUGAGGUCGUUGAGACUAAUUUGGUUGCCUUUGACUGUCACUGGAUCAUUAUAAAUGAGGAGAUAAAUGACUUGGAUGUACAGGACUUAGUCAGAAGGUCAAUUGGAAGGCUAACAAUUAUUCGUCAGACCUUUCCAGUACCCCAGAAUAUGAGCCAACGCUGUUACCCUGGCAACCACAGAAUAACUACUUCACUCUGUGACCCUAAAGACCCAUAUUACCAGAGCAUGGAGAUCACCAACCUGUAUAUCUAUGAUACAGUGCUCUUGAUGGCUAAUGCCUUUCACAAGAAGCUGGAAGAUCGAAAGUGGCAUAGCAUGGCCAGUCUCACCUGCAUCAAGAAGAACUCAAAGCCUUGGCAAGGAGGUCGAUCUAUGUUGGAAACUGUCAGAAAGGGUGCAGUAAAUGGACUUACAGGAAUUUUAGAAUUUAAUGAUGUUGGUGACAAUCCAAAUAUCUAUUUUGAAAUUCUGGGUACAAAUUAUGGGGAGGAACUUGGCAGAAGUGCCCGUAAGCUAGGUUCAUGGAAUCCUGUGACUGGACUGAAUGGUUCUCUGACGGACAGGAAGCUAGAAAACAACAUGCGUGGUGUUGUGCUCCGUGUGGCCACAGUGCUGGAAGAACCAUUUGUAAUGGUGUUGGAAAAUGUAUUGGGAAAGCCAAAGAAAUACAAAGGAUUUUCUAUUGAUGUCCUCGAUGCCUUAUCUAAUUAUUUGGGAUUUAAAUAUGAGAUAUACAUUGCCCCAGAUCACAAAUAUGGAAGUCCUCAGGAGGAUGGUACUUGGAAUGGGGUGAUAGGUGAACUGCUAUUUAAGAGAGCUGACAUGGGGAUUUCUGCCUUGACUAUCACACCUGACCGAGAGAAUGUAGUAGACUUCACAACUCGCUAUAUGGAUUACUCAGUGGGAGUUCUGUUGAAAAAAGCAGAGAAAACGGUGGACAUGUUUGCUUGCUUGGCACCAUUUGAUCUGUCUCUGUGGGCCUGUAUCGCUGGAACUGUUUUAUUAGUAGGACUUCUGGUCUACCUAUUGAAUUGGCUUAAUCCUCCACGCUUGCAGAUGGGAUCUAUGACCUCUACAACACUUUACAACUCCAUGUGGUUCGUGUAUGGAUCCUUUGUUCAACAAGGAGGUGAUGUCCCCUAUACUACAUUAGCAACAAGAAUGAUGAUGGGAGCAUGGUGGUUGUUUGCCUUAAUUGUUAUUUCUUCUUACACGGCAAACUUAGCGGCCUUCCUGACAGUCUCCCGCAUUGAGAGCUCUAUUCAGUCUCUCCAGGAUCUUUCAAGACAAACAGAUAUUCCUUAUGGCACAGUCUUGGAUUCUGCUGUAUAUGAUCAUGUUCGGGUGAAAGGUAUGAAUCCAUUUGAGCGGGACAGCAUGUAUUCACAAAUGUGGCGGAUGAUUAACAAGAGCAAUGGAACAGAGAAUAAUGUCCAGGAAUCUCUAGAGGGCAUACAAAAGGUGAAACAUGGAAAUUAUGCUUUUGUAUGGGAUGCAGCAGUUUUGGAAUACGUGGCUAUAAAUGAUCAAGACUGUUCCUUUUACACAGUAGCGAACACAAUUGCAGACAGAGGUUAUGGCAUAGCACUGCAACAUGGCAGCCCAUACAGGGACAUUUUCUCACAAAGGAUAUUGGAACUCCAGCAGAAUGGGGACAUGGACCUAUUAAAGCAUAAAUGGUGGCCACGCAACGGACAUUGUGACCUAUACUCAUCAGUGGAACCUAAACAGAAAGGCAGUGCCCUGGACAUUAAAAGCUUUGCAGGAGUAUUUUGCAUCUUAGCAGUUGGUGUUGUUUUAUCCUGUGUCAUAGCUAUGGUGGAAACAUGGUGGAAUAAGAAGAAAGGAUCCCGAGUACCUUCCAAAGAGGAUGACAAAGAAAUUGACCUGGAACAUCUCCACCGACGUGUAAACAGCCUGUGCACUGAUGAUGAAAGCCCUCAUAAACAGUUUUCUUCCUCAUCAGUGGAUCUGACACCUCUAGACAUUGACACAUUACCAACAAGACAAACUCUGGAACAAAUUAGUGAUUUCAGAAACACUCAUAUAACUACUACAACCUUUAUACCGGAGCAAAUACAGACACUUAGCCGUAACUUGUCUACUAAAGCUGCUUCUGGAUUUUCAUUUGGCAAUGUGCCUGAGCACCGAACUGGUCCUUUUAGGCACAGGGCACCCAAUGGUGGAUUUUUUCGAAGUCCAAUUAAAACUAUGUCAUCUAUUCCAUACCAGCCAACUCCUUCUUUAGGGCUUAAUCUUGGUAAUGAUCCUGACCGAGGUACCUCCAUAUGA